Molecule: messenger RNA, 3046 nt
Organism: Hyalella azteca
Lineage: Eukaryota; Metazoa; Arthropoda; Malacostraca; Amphipoda; Hyalellidae
Product: Krueppel-like factor 12
Exons: 4
Coding region: 1-1821 (606 amino acids)
Biological process (GO): regulation of transcription by RNA polymerase II
Molecular function (GO): RNA polymerase II cis-regulatory region sequence-specific DNA binding; DNA-binding transcription factor activity, RNA polymerase II-specific
Source: RefSeq, a predicted model, not a curated record
AUGAACGAAUUGAGUCACUACGUUAGAAUCAGGAAGGAGCUCGACAAGUUCCUCUCAGAGGAGCUUCAGAUGGAAGAAAUGCAGCCACCUCCCACCGCAAUUCAAGAAACUCUGCACCAAGAACCGGAAGAAGAACAACAAUCCCACAUCCAACCAAGAAGAACUUCAGCCUCGCAAAUUGAUGAAUUUUUUGACGCCGAUAUUGCGGUGGAUGCAAACCUAUGGAGCGUUGAUGUGGAGGCGGUCGUGGCAGCACCAGACCAGGACGUUGGUAAAUACGUGUGUAAUAGAAGUUCAUUAGGAAGUAAGGAAGAGUCCUGGAACACAGACGAUCUCACAAGUAGUAAUAACAGUUCUUACAGUAAAGGUUCCUCCACUUACGUGUCACCCGUCAGCUUGAGAAAUAUCAUGGAUGACGAGGUGUUCAUCAAGCCUGAACCAGUCGAGAAUAGGUUAGCCAUGUGGGAAGAUGUCACUUCUUCAGUAAGACAUCUCGAUCCCGAGGAAUCCAACCACGUUCAACUGGGUUCUUCCGCGCCAGCUUCGCUGGGGUUUCAUCCGCCCAACGUGCCAUCUCAUCACCACCAGCAGUUCCACCAAAGUUUGCAUGGUCAGUACCACGCCACUGUUUCCAUCAACCACGAUGUCAGCUCACAAUACCCUUCUUCGUGCUACCAUUCUGCUUCUAGUUCUUCUUCUAGUGCUCUAGAUGUCAAAUUAGAAGAUCAUGCUUCGCCUCGUGCCCCAAUGGUCUCCAGUGAUAUGCCUGGCUUACUAACCAGUCCAAGUCCUCCUUUAAUUCGCUCUAGUAUGAGCUCUUGUAGUGCGUCUAUGCCUAUGCAUUAUAGGUAUAGUCAAUCUUCCAAGUCCACAAACGCAUCUUUAACUCAUACUGGGGUACCCGUAGCAUCAGUUCACCGGAUUUACACUCCACCUACUCCUCCUUCUUCUGACCAUGGUUCUCCUGGGGAUCUCCAUGCUCAGUUUCCACCGCAUUUUUCCAUGGGACCUCGAAGGACGCCUCCCCCUCCUUAUAGCGUGGCAGCAUCUCCUACCUCCACUCCUCGAGUGCACCCUGCCCCGGUGGUGUCUGCACCUACUUCUUCUCCAGGCCAUCGACAUAUACCACCUAAUUAUUGCAGCCCUGGUCUGCAGCAGCGGUUGCAGCCUAGUCCUGCACGCAGGGACUGUAAUCAAGCCACGACCUCAGCGAAUCCUAACCUAGUUAUUCCCAUGGGCGCCGCACGGCGGGGUUCGUUUUCUGCGUCCUCGGUUCCUCAGGCCUCGGGAUCGCGAAGUCUCCUUCUGCCCAGAAGAGGCGGGAGCCCAGCAGGACGUAGCUCGGCCAGUUUACCCCCCUCGAUUAUGUCUAAUAAUGCCCCGCCAAAAUAUAGUCGAAGAAAUAAUCCGGAACUCGAAAAGAGAAGAAUUCAUCACUGUGAUUUUCCAGGUUGCAUGAAGGUUUACACCAAGUCCUCCCACCUCAAGGCGCAUCAAAGGAUACACACCGGGGAGAAGCCCUACCGUUGCCACUGGCCCGAGUGUCAAUGGAGGUUCGCGCGGUCCGACGAGCUCACGCGCCACUACCGCAAGCAUACGGGCGCCAAGCCCUUCAAGUGCCGCGUGUGCGAGCGGGCCUUUGCGCGGUCCGACCACCUCGCGCUGCACAUGAAGAGACACAUGCCCAAGCCCGGCAAGACUGCGGCAGCGGGUGUGGCGGCUGCGAGUGUUGCAGGGGUAACUAGUGCAUCUACCAGUAGUGUUGCAACCGCUGCGACAGUUGCGGCUCCUGAUAAUACGGCUGCUGCAUCAUCCUCCUGAGUGGGGUUUUCACUGCGACAGCAGGUGUACCAAAUGCAAGUGUUACAGGAGUAACUAAUGCAUCUACCACAAGUGUUGCAGCCGCUACGACAGUUGUGGCUCAUGGUAAUACUGCUGCCGUAUCAUUCUCCUGAGUGGGGUUUUCACUGCGACAGCUGGUGUACUGGGUGCAAGUGUUACAGGGGUAUCUAGUGCAUCUAGCUCAAGUAUUGUAGCCGCUACGACAGUUGCGGCUCAUGAUAAUACGGCCUGAGUCAAUUUUUUAAAUUUUUAAAUGUAAAAUUACUGGGGAGCGAGUUACCGGGCAUUUAGGUAUUCAGCUGUAAUAUAAUAUAAUGUGCAAUGGGGAUGUGAAUGUGGCCCCUUUAUAUGCGUAGUGACUAGUGCCAGAUACUGCUAUGUUUAUAAUAGUUACUCCUGUUGAUACAGAUUGUGAGCAUCUCAUAUUUGCUACACUAAGAAGCUUAAUUAUUACUUUAUAAUAAUUAUUUUUAUGUUGAAAUAGAAUUAAUUACAUGCGAAUUAAAUACAGAAGAGAAAAUGGUCGCGAGAUAUUGGCCAAAAAUGUUGUCGUCAAAUGAGAUUGAUGUAGCACAUUAAACUUAUUAAUAGUCCUUACAAAGGUCACCAUGAAAUUAUAGUUAUAGAAAAUAAAACUACGUGAAUAAGUAAGGUUCAUAUUUUCUUUUUUUGGUGUAUAUUCUUGAGGCUAUGACUCAAUUCAAGUAUUACCGGAGGCUUAAAUCAUGCGCACUUAGCUUGUCACUCUAAACUUGUCACAUAUUCUGCAUAAUGACGGUUAUAAUGUCCCACAAAAAGUUAUGAUGAAUAACGUUGGGAACGUUACAAAAAACGUACAAUGAAACACGACAAUCUCACAUCAUUUAAUGCAGAAACAUCCUAUAAAAUAAUGGAGUCAAUUUAAAUCAAUACCAGCACCACUCUUAAUCUACAUUAGUUACCGAGCGAUCCAUAUUCGUGAUAAUUAAAGGCCAUAUUGAAGUAUUUCCACUUUCUGUUAAUAUUGUUCCCAUUUUUUAUGUUUGUGUCAUUAUUAAUUGUAUUCUGAACUCUCUUACAUUGAUCUUGCUGCACUUGGUGUCAUAUACUUCAUAUGAAUGAAUCUUUACUCUUGAAAUUCUCUCAGGCAAAAACCAUCCAGUGCAGAGAUUAUUCAAUAAAAUUAAAUUAUAUGCCAAAAAGUAAAUGAAACCAUUGUUAAAAU